Messenger RNA from Cucurbitaria berberidis CBS 394.84, 1570 nucleotides. RefSeq lists its product as uncharacterized. Lineage: Eukaryota; Fungi; Ascomycota; Dothideomycetes; Pleosporales; Cucurbitariaceae. Gene Ontology annotation, molecular function: DNA-directed DNA polymerase activity. The record is from RefSeq and is a predicted model, not a curated record. The coding region runs from base 57 to 1406 and encodes 449 amino acids. Gene Ontology annotation, cellular component: delta DNA polymerase complex; nucleus. The transcript is spliced from 9 exons. Gene Ontology annotation, biological process: nucleotide-excision repair, DNA gap filling; DNA strand elongation involved in DNA replication; DNA synthesis involved in UV-damage excision repair.
AUUACUCUCACCACUACGAGUACGAUCUGACAACGACGUGGACCCCUAGGAUCACGAUGGCAGAAGAUGAGUACAAGGACUACCUUGCUGCGAGGGUGCUCACAGAGAAUAAGCCUGUGACGUACCGCUUGCUCAGCCGAGCUCUCAAAGUCAAUGUCAAUGUGGCCAAAUGGAUGCUCUUCGACUUCCAACAGAAGCAGAAUGCGAAGAAGCCAAACUCUGUCCACGCGACAUACCUCAUUUCGGGUACGAAGCGAAGAACCCAGCACACCAAUGGUGUCAACGACCGAGACGGCAUGGAUACUGCAAUGCGUAGCUCGCCAUUCAUGAGCUCCAUGCCAGAAGCAGAGGAGCGCACCGAAGAGCCCGUCAAAACAACAACGAUAGCGCUGGUACGGGAGGAGGAGCUGGAGAAAACCCGUGGAGAGUUCCAAAAGGAGGCGUCGAUCCAUAUAUACAGCCUAGAGCCUGGUCCAAUCGAGAACCUGAACGUGCUGUCAUCAUGUAAUCAUGAGAUGGCCAUAGAUCAUGCAGACCCUAUGGAACAAUGGCGGACGUAUGGGUCGAUCCACAAUCCGUACAUAAAGCGAAGGACUGCUAAGUACACCCCACUUACUUCCAGCCUUAACUCGAAUGCCAUAGCCAAGCACGUCGCCACGCCUCCUGUAAAACCUGAUGCCAUGGCUCAGGCGAAAGAGAGUGAAAAGCCGGUCCUUUCACGUAAAGGCAGCGGAGUAGAGAACACCUCUGGUCGAUCAACGCCUCAGCCUGCUGCGAGCACAAGCACUCUUAAGAGGUCGGAUUCGAAAUCUGGUAUCAAGAAGGAUAAGACAGCAGGGGAUAUUUUCAAGUCUUUUGCGAAGUCCAAAUCGAAACCGAAGGAAGCCGAGAAGCCGCAAGAGUCUGCCUCUGCACCAAUCGAGGAUGCUAUGCAGGGCAUGUCUGAGGAUGAUGGAGAUGCAGACGACGAGCCAGAGGUCAAGGUCGACGAGGAAAAGAAUGAAGCAGCCCGCAAAGUCCGAGAAGAGCGAACAGAGCGACUGCGAAAAAUGAUGGAGGACGACGAUGAAGAUAUGCCCGAUGCACCGACAGGAACCGAGUUACAAGCGGAAGCUACUACAUUAGGAACUCCCGACGCCAUAGAGCCAGCUGAGGGCGAAUCUAUAGUCACCAUCCAAAAUGGUCGAAGACGCGGCCGAAGAAGAGUAAUGAAGAAGAAGAAGGUCAAGGAUGAGGACGGCUAUCUUGUCACCAAGGAAGAGGCUACGUGGGAGUCCUUUUCAGAAGACGAACCAGAGCCCAAGAAGCUGAAGCCUGCACCCACCAAACAAGCGAGUACAGCUAAAGGAAAGGCUGCGGGUAAGAAGGGACAGGGCAGUAUUGCAAGCUUCUUCAAGAAGGCUUGAUACCAGAUGAGCAACAGCAUUACAUACGUCUUAACACCAUGCGAAUUGAGCUGAAGCUUACGAUACACCAACCUCAAAAUUCAAGACUGUUCUUAGUCCAUAAUUAUUGCUUGCGAUGCAUAUCGGUGUACAGCAAACACCAACUCCUACUUGAGCUAUCCAUC